Messenger RNA from Eriocheir sinensis (Chinese mitten crab), 1587 nucleotides. RefSeq names its product peroxidase-like protein 3. Bases 231 to 947 code for a protein of 238 amino acids. Lineage: Eukaryota; Metazoa; Arthropoda; Malacostraca; Decapoda; Varunidae. The record is from RefSeq and is a predicted model, not a curated record. Gene Ontology annotation, biological process: response to oxidative stress. Gene Ontology annotation, molecular function: peroxidase activity; heme binding. The transcript is spliced from 9 exons.
UCCGCCACAGGGGCGCGGCAGGUCCCUGGUACCCCCGCCUGGUUCAUGGCCGCCUCGCACAAGACCAAGGUUGUCGCAAAGAACAUAUCCAGAAUUGCACUCAUUUCCGAGGAGGCGACGAAAUACACGGCACAACAGGUCAGAAGGUCAAGGAACGCCCCAUUGCCAGCACCUUCUACGCACCCUUCGACCUUUACGAGCGAGGCAAGUUCGACGAGAUCCUUGAGGGGAUGGUCAGCUCCCACGCCCAGAACGAGGACAUGGCCAUUUCCGAAGCCAUGACCAGCAAGAUGUUCGAGGACGCUAAGACUGGUGUUGGCCUGGACCUGGCGGCACAGAUCCUGCAGCAGGGGCGUGACCACGGCAUCGCUGGAUACAACCGCUGGAGGCACCUCUGCGGCCUCCCGAAAGCUGCCUCCUUCCAAGGCCUGAGUGACGUCGUUGCCCCGGAAAACAUCAAGAAACUACAAGGGAUUUAUAAGCAUGUGGAUGAUGUGGAUCUCUUCACCGGUGGACUCGCGGAAAAGCCAAACUGUGGAGCGCUGGUCGGGCCCACGUUUGGCUGUUUGAUUGGUCGCCAGUUCCACCACCUGAGGCGAGGCGAUCGUUACUGGUAUGAGGACGACAUCCCGCCCUCCUCAUUCACUAAGGAACAACUUUACGAGCUCUGCAAGACCAGCCUGGGACGUGUGAUCUGCGACAGCAGCGACAAGCUCCAGCACGUCCAGCCCAAGGUCAUGCUGGAGGCUGAUUCCUUCCUGAAUGCACCAAUGGCCUGCCAGGGGAAGCAUAUCAAGGGUGUGGACCUGACGAAGUGGAAGACCGCCAGCCCCAACUUCAUCAUUCCCGACAAGAUGCUUCGGGAGAGCAUUGAGAGGGCCAGGCGCGACAUUACCAACAUGAGGGACUCCGAGUGGAACCUCUGGGAAGCACGUCAGGCAGCAUAAGGGCACGAAAAACACGCGCAGCUGACCGCCAGCUGAAGGACUACUGAAUCCGGGUCACCAAGCAACGUCCUCGACCUGAUGGAAGUGUUGGCAAACAUUGACGUGAGCGACAUCAUGGAAAUCCCCAGUGUGUUUGAGUGUGACGACCAGACCUGCCUUGCGACCAUACACCACGAUUUCGUACGGCGACAGGAUGGUGAAAUAACCUGAAGCUCCCGUCCUUCGGCAAGUCAUUCCGGGCCAAGAGUCGUCUGUUGAGGCCCUCCUAUGAAGGUCUAUCAAAACCCUGAGCUACGUCAAUCACAGGUCAGCCGCUUCCCUCCCCUCGGCUAAUCUCUACGAACAUGCACAACAAUGUCUCGGCUCCUCAUGUUCGCUACACCCUCAUGGUCAUGCAAUGGGGGCAGCUUAUCGACCAUGACAUCAUCUUCACGCCCAUCAACAAAGGUCACGCUUGCCAAGAUGCUCUGCGAUAACUGUGAUAAUGUGGAGAGUGAGCAGCGGUCCGUCUUUGACCUUCCUGACCCCUUCCUGUAAGUGAGACUGUUUGGGGGUUAGGUCAGUAUUGUUAAAGGUCACAGGCUCACAUUACAACUGUUUCCCAAGGCCACAGAGAAGAUUAUCCGGGUUUUCUUGGGUG